Messenger RNA from Phytomonas sp. Hart1, 646 nucleotides. NCBI's taxonomy places the organism in Eukaryota, Euglenozoa, Kinetoplastea, Trypanosomatida, Trypanosomatidae. The record is from the annotation of a GenBank genome assembly.
GAGACUUUACUAGUUAUUUCUUAGCUAUUUGUGUUGUUUUCAAGAUAUACAACUUCGAAAGAUGGAAGACUACCCCCAAAAAAUGAAGCUUCUCCGCGAGCUAUACGAUAAGAUUAGAAACGGUGAGGAUGUUCAAGAAGCUGAUUAUAUCAACGCCGGCAUUAAGAAUAAGGCCCGUCUUAAAGACAUCGAAAAGGAAAUCAGCAGCACCAAAAAGAAGGUUUCCCAUUGCAUUAAACAAGAAAUAGCUCAACAGGAGGAAGCUGAAUUAGUUCAAGUUGCUAUGCGAGAAAAUUUGACGAUUGAGGAACUCAAGGAAAAACUUCAGGAAAAAGAACGCAAUAUUGAUAUUAGUAGUUCAGAUAGGACUCUUCGUCAUAGACAACAAAGGAAGGAUAUUGCUGAUGCACGAAAUAAUAAAACUAAACAGUAUGAGAUGGCUACAGGCGAACACAAUCUUUAUGUUGAGUACAUUUAGUAUAAAGAAGAAAUCUCUUCGUAUGAAUUCUGCCCUUUUCAUAUUUACUAAGGUUCUACAUUCUUAAUACUUGUAAUCAAUAACUUUACCUAAAAAUGUUUUAUCUGUAGUGGUGAUCUCUUUUUUGAUUAAAAAUUAAUCAGAUUGACACACUGCCAACCGAUUAAA